Thalassophryne amazonica is the source of this 6655-nucleotide messenger RNA. It is a transcript of the gene bcr, whose product is annotated as BCR activator of RhoGEF and GTPase. Gene Ontology annotation, molecular function: GTPase activator activity; protein serine/threonine kinase activity; guanyl-nucleotide exchange factor activity. The record is from RefSeq and is a predicted model, not a curated record. NCBI's taxonomy places the organism in Eukaryota, Metazoa, Chordata, Actinopteri, Batrachoidiformes, Batrachoididae. Gene Ontology annotation, biological process: protein phosphorylation; positive regulation of GTPase activity; intracellular signal transduction. Gene Ontology annotation, cellular component: membrane.
AGAGCGACGGUCCACUGUGUGCGGCGUGCCGGGAAAAUGGGAUAAUGGAGUGGACGAUAAACCCGUCGAGGAACCCGCGGCUCCUGUGAGGAACGUCGGAGCCGCCGUUUUGUGCGUCGUUUUUUUCGUGUGUGUGUGUUUUCUCCUUCGAGCGCUGCUGGUACAAAGAAGCCGCGGUGAGGAGGAGCAGCAGCACUUCCUCCUCCAUCACCUCCGUAUGAAUGAAGGUGGACCUGGAAGCACAGAGUCAGGAUUAUUUGAGCACUUUGAGGGGAUUUUUCUUUAUUUUCCCCCACGCUGGAAGUCCCAUCAGCCGAAAACAGAUGUUAUUGUGUCAAGAGCUGAGAUUUUAUUCUUAAAGUGGCCUUUUCUGGAAUAAUGCACGACAAAGACGAGCGCAACGGCAGGAUUUUAGUCCUUUUUCCAGGUCCUACCUUUUCAUCCAUAUCUCUGACUGAGGUUGUUUCUGUUGUGUGUAUUGUUGCGACUGCGCAACCUACGACAAGUGUCCGCGAUUAGACUGCCCCCUACAGGCCGAGUGUUGUAGUGAACGGUGCAGUUUUGACUAGACUGGGACUCUCUCUGAGUACAUACCUGCGCCAAAUCCUGGAUAUACCUCAGUUUCAGUUUGCUGUGUUAAAGAAAGUGAAAUGAUCCAGAAUUCACACUUGGAUUCAAAUCAGCAUCAAUAUUUAAUACUCGUUUUUCUGGACAAGACUUUUGUUUGAAGUGUUUUUGACACACACAAAAAAAGAAGACAAACCCGGGUAUCUACGUGGUGGAGUUAAUAAGUUGGUCCAAUAUGGUGGAGCCGGUGGGAUUCAUCGAGGCGUGGAAGGCCCAAUUCCCAGAGUCGGAGCCCCCAAAAAUGGAGCUGCGGUCAGUUGGGGGAAUUGAGCAGGAGCUGGAGAAGUGCAAAGCAUCAAUCAGACGACUAGAGCAGGAGGUGAACAAAGAGCGCUUCCGCAUGAUCUAUCUACAGACACUCCUGGCCAAGGAGAGGAAGAGCUACGACAAACAGAGGUGGGGUUUUAGGAAAACGCCCCUCAAUGAGGGGGUGGACCCAGCUGUCACACAGGGGGGCUCAGAAAUCCUCUCCCAACAGCCCCACAUGCAGGAGACAGGUGGAGUUGGAGGGUGUAGUGGGUUUGGUGGCAGUAUUGGAGAUAGGGGCCGUUUUCAACCACUUGGAGAUGCCAGCAGGUCGAAACCCAGGCCUCCCCCAGCCAGGAAGUCAGCCUCCCAUGGAGAUGGCCUGGAGCUCCAAUCAGCCUUUGAGAUACCACAGCAGGUCGAGUCAACAUCCUGCGACAACCUGGAUGGGCUCUCACCAUCCAAGCAGAGAGGUGGUAUCACCAUCUCCCCCCGGAGGCCUACUCUUCCACCACCAGAGAAGCAGUUGCCUUCUGAUCCCAAGGACCAGCUGGGCAUGGGACUCGGGGUAGCAGCACUUAGGUCCAACUUUGAGAGGAUCAAACGGGCCAAUUCACACACUGCUGGUGAUGUAGCUAAAGGUCAGGAGAAACAGCAGCAGCAGCUGCCUCCUCCAUUCUACACCAACAUGGAAUUCCAUCAGGAGAGAGGUCUGGUCAGGGUCAACGACCGUGAUGUGUCAGACAAGAUCAGCUCUCUUGGCAGCCAGGCCAUGCAGAUGGAACGAAAGAGGUCCCUUCACUCCCUCCCAGGUAACCUGGCAACAGUAGCCGGGGAUCUGCGCCCCAGGCCAGUGUACAGAGGGCGUUCUACUGAGAGCACCUGUGGUUAUGAUGCAGAGUAUGAAGACGGAGAAACCAACCAACGACAUUUAGGUAGAGCAAAUGGAGGUAAACCACCUCCUCCGCCGUGGCAACCGUCUGAGUUUCACGCUUACUCCAGUGUCUACGUAGGCGGGGUAAUGAUGGGAGAAGGUGGUGGUGGAGAUGGGAGAGUAGGAUGUGGUGGUGGAGUCUCAGUGAGAGACCACGGUGGAGGUGAUGAUCACCUUCUCACCUGGCCACGCCGUUCGUGCUCCCCAGGGAGCUUCGAGGAUGUGGGCGGAGGCGGCGGCUACACUCCGGACUGCAGCUCCAAUGAGAACCUGACAUCCAGUGAAGAGGACUUCUCCUCAGGCCAGUCUAGUCACGUCUCACCCAGCUCCACGACGGCCUUCCGCCGACCUUUUAGGGAAAAGAGCCGCUCGCCAUCACAGAACUCUCAGAAUUCGCAGCACUCCUUCGACAGCAGCAGCCCACCAACUCCACAGUCCCAGAAGCGUCACCACCGGCAACAGGGAGGUCACGUGGUCAUGUCUGAGGCCACCAUUGUGAGCGUUCGCAAGACAGGACAAAUCUGGCCACCUGCUUCCCACCAUGACCUCUUGCCCCAUGGUAGGGCAUCCCAUGACAACAGUUUCCAUGGAGACCACCUAGAUGCCCAUUUCACUGGGACUCCUCCCACCUACGGUUAUGAUGCAGACCGAGCCGAGGAGCAAAGGAGGCACCAUGACAUCCUGCCGUUCAUCGAUGACUCGCCAUCAUCUUCGCCGCACCUCAGCUCCAAGAGCCGCAGCAGUCGGGAUACUCUGUCCUCUGGCUCGCUGGAGUCCUCCAAAUCGACGGAAUGUGACCUGGAGAAAGGGUUAGAAAUGAGAAAGUGGGUCCUGUCCGGGAUCUUGGCCAGUGAAGAAACAUACCUCAGCCACCUGGAGGCACUGCUGCUGCCCAUGAAGCCGCUGAAGGCUGCAGCUACGACAUCCCAGCCGGUGCUGACUGUGGCCCAGAUAGAAACCAUCUUCUUCAAAGUGCCUGAGCUCUAUGAAAUCCACAAGGAGUUCUAUGAUGGACUGUUGCCCCGCGUGCAACAGUGGAGUCACCACCAGCGAGUCGGGGAUCUUUUCCAGAAAAUGGCCAGCCAGUUAGGAGUUUACCGAGCAUUUGUGGACAAUUAUGAACUGGCUGUGGAGACGGCUGAGAAGUGCUGCCAGGCUAACACACAGUUUGCUGAAAUUUCAGAGAACCUGAGAGUGAGGAGCCCCAAGGACAGUAAAGACCAGACGGCUAAGAACUCUCUAGAAGCUUUGUUGUACAAACCGGUGGACAGAGUGACACGCAGCACACUGGUGCUCCAUGACCUACUCAAACACACACCCUCUGGUCACCCAGACCACCCUCUUCUGCAGGACGCGCUGCGGAUAUCGCAGAACUUUCUAUCCAGCAUCAAUGAGGAGAGCACAUCCCGCCGUCAGUCUGUGACUGUCAGGAAGGGAGAGAACCGGCAGCUGCUGAAGGACAGUUUCGUGGUGGAGCUGGUGGAAGGAGCCAGAAAGCUGCGGCACGUCUUCCUGUUCACCGAUCUGUUGCUCUGCGCCAAACUGAAGAAACAGAUCGGAGGAAAAAGUCAGCAGUACGACAGCAAGUGGUACGUCCCGCUGACUGAGCUCACCUUUCAAGGCCCAGAGGAGGCCGAACCACUUACGAUCCCCCAGGUCCCAGACGAGGAGCUGGACGCCAUGAAGGUCAAGAUCUCCCACCUCCGCAGUGAGAUUCAGAGAGAGAAGAGAGCCAACAAGGGUUCAAAGGUCAUCGAUCGUCUCAGGAAGAAACUGUCUGAGCAGGAGUCUCUGCUCUUAUUAACAUCUCCAAGCAUGGCCCUCAGAAUCUACAAUAGGAGCGGCAAGAGUUACAUAUUUUUGAUUUCGUCUGACUAUGAGCGUGCAGAGUGGAAGGAGAUAAUUAAGGAACAGCAGAAAAAAUGUAUCAAACCUGCCUCUUUGACUUCAAUGGAGCUGCAGAUGUUGACCAGCUCCUGUGUCAAACUACAAACUGUCCACCACAUUCCACUUAGCAUCAAUAGAGAAGAGGAUGAAUCAGUCGGACUCUACGGGUUCCUGAAUGUCAUUGUCCACUCUGCCGCUGGUCUCAAACAGAGUCUGAAUCUCUACUGCACACUGGAGGUAGAUUCCUUUGGAUUUUUUUCAAAUAAAGCCAAGACGAGAGUAUAUCGCUACACCACUGAACCCAAGUGGAACGAGGAGUUUGAGAUUGAACUGGAGGGCUCUCAGACCCUGAGGCUGCUCUGCUAUGAGAAAUGUUACAACAAGACCAAACAGAACAAAGAGGAUGGAGAGAGCACAGACCGCAUCAUGGGGAAAGGACAGAUCCCGCUUGAUCCUCAGGCUCUACAAGGCAAAGACUGGCAGAGAACAGUCAUUCCUAUGAAUGGGAUCGAGGUUAAACUGUCUAUGAAGUUCACCAGCCGAGAGUUCAGCCUGAAGAGGAUGCCUUCACGGAAACCCAUGGGUGUGUUCGGAGUCAAGAUUUCCACGGUGACCAAACGAGAACGCUCCAAGGUGCCCUACAUUGUCCGACAGUGCCUAGAGGAGAUUGAAAGAAGGGGUAUGGAGGAGGUGGGCAUCUACAGAGUAUCAGGUGUGGCCACUGAUAUUCAGGCCCUGAAAACCGCCUUUGACACCAAUAACAAAGAUGUGUCAGUGAUGAUGAGUGAGAUGGACGUCAAUGCCAUCGCCGGAACCUUAAAGCUGUAUUUCAGAGAACUUCCAGAACCUCUCUUCACUGAUGAACUCUACCCUAAUUUUGCCGGUGGAAUCACUCUAUCCGACAGUGUUGCCAAAGAGAGCUGUAUGUUGAACUUACUGCUGUCACUGCCAGAACCAAACCUGGUCACAUUCCUUUUCCUUUUGGACCACUUGAAGAGAGUGGCAGAGAAGGAAAGUAUCAACAAGAUGUCUCUCCACAACCUGGCGACAGUGUUCGGACCGACCCUGCUGAGGCCUGCUGAGAAGGACAGCAAGAUCCCUGCCAACCCCACUCAACCCAUCAGCAUGGGGGACAGCUGGUCCCUGGAAGUUAUGGCACAGGUCCAGGUUUUGCUGUAUUUCCUCCAGCUGGAGACGAUCCCAACUCCGGACAGUAAGCGGCAGAGCAUCCUCUUCUCCACAGAAGUAUAGAGUCCAUCAGCUCUGAAGGUGUGAAAACCAGACGGACCUCGGCUCUAAGCAAGCCUACAGUAGUAUGUUUUUCAAUUUUGGCCAACACAGCCAGACACAAGAGGGUGCUGUUGGGUCUUAUAAAGCUCAAAGGGGGUUGAGGUAUUUCUGUGCGUCAUUUCUUGUAUUUCAUCAACCUCUGACUACAACGACAGUUUUGGAAUGGCACACUAAACUGACAGAAUCAAGGGAUCUUUCUUGAUUUUCUUACUUUUUGAUUUGUCUGCAUGGAAGGCAAUGCCAGUGCAGUUGUACAUAAAUACACAUCAACGUAAACAAGCGUUUGUUCACCUCAAACAUAAGAAGACGAGGAGAUACCCCUGAUCCAGAUCUGUCUGUCUGUCUCUCUCUCUCUCUCUCUCUCUCUCUCUCUCUCUCUCUCCUCUCUCUCUCUCUCUCUCUCUCUCUCUCUCUCCUCUCUCUCUCUCUCUCUCUCUCUCUCUCUCUCUCUCUCUCUCUCUCUGUUAUGUCUCUUCUGCUUACAUAUCAUAGAUGCAAUAUAUUUUCUAACGUAGACCUCGUCCGUCUUCAUCUCUUCGUCCAUCUUAGUGUAACGUACCAUCAGACAGCUUGCCAAAUUCCAUCCUUUGCUCUUCAGAGAAAUGGAUACAGUUGUAAUUAUAGAUACCGUAUGUACAUAUAGUUGUAUCGUUUUGUUUUGCAAUUUAAUCAGCGUUAUUAUUAUUAUAAUUUAUUUUGGGAUCUUGGGGGAAGAUUUUUUGUUUUUCUAUGUCUUUUUUUUUUUUUUUUUUAAGAAAAUGGUCUUGUUCGCCUUUACUGGAAGUCUUGCAGUAACUAAGCAGGAUUUAGGCUUGUUCUUUUAGAAAUGACUCCGUCAAAACACUGCGGUGGUAACACACAAACAUGGUGGUUUCAUACUGUAUGCUGCUGUGGAAAAGGCACAAGCUCUUAAAGCACCGGGUCUCCCGUUUUUCUCAGCCAUGGCCUGUCUCAUGUAGACUUUAUGCAAAGUCAUAUUACUACAGCACACGCAUGUGGCGUUGUUCCAUUUUACCAUUUCAUCUGUGCACUCUCUCAGUGUUUAGUACCACUCUAUUAACAAUUCAAGUGACCUGAGCGUUUUUUUCAAUGAAGGAAUAUUAUAUCACUCUGCCAUUCUAGUUUAUCUCAUUCAACGAGGAAAACGACUGAAUAAUUCUCUUGCCCUGUUAGCUGUUCUUUGUCACAUUAAGCGUGAUGCACACAAGCUGAAAGCUCUUUCCUGUGCUUUAUUGAUGCUAAUUUAUUCGGUGUUUUAGUUGAUGUGUCUUUGAUUUAACAUGCAGGCGUGUUUGCUUGUUUUUUUUUUUUGUUACAAUCACAAAAAGUGCACUAGCAGUCUUGGUAUCAGGAUAUUGGUUUACAUUAUUUCCUCCAGUAAACACUAAACAGAAGGUUUGUUUUCAUGUCUGAGUUUUUUUUCUCAACAGUCUUACAACUUAUGGGAUGAGAAGGAAAGAAUAAGUUACCACAAAUCCAGAAUUUUUUGUUUUGUUUUGUUCAGCAGGGUUUUGUCGGUUUCUCGUAAAAUAAUGCAUGGACCUGAUUUUUUUUUUUUUUUUGAUCUUGCAUAUGUGGAAUUUCAGUGUAUGUAGACGUGCAGUUUGGUGCUGACCCAUUGAGUUAAAGCUGGGUGGCUGUGGGUAGUUUACAUGUUUAGAGAUUUUAGGG